UUUAAUAUUAACACAAAGUUGCGGAGUGAACCGGUGCGUCUGGAUUCCUCUGUCAGGUGAUCUCAUGUUUUUAAGACAUCAGAGCUUCUCGGAGCUUUCAGAGAUCGAACAUCCAACUCAGAGCUUUCUAAUCAUCAAACACAAAAGGCGCCACCAUGACUUCUAAAAUGGUUGUUCAGCAACCUCAGCCUAUAAUGUAUACCCAAGAGUCUGAUGAGUGGUCAAGUGGGAUCUGUGACUGCUGUCAAGAUGUGCCAGGGUGCUGUUGUGCUUUUUGGUGCUUGCCCUGCUUUACCUGCAUAACUUCCAGAGAUUAUGGUGAGCCGCUCUGUCUCCCCCUGCUGGAGAUUUUCAGUGGUUGGAUCCCGGCAGUCACCAUGUCCAUGAGGGUCAACAUGCGACAGCGCUAUCGCAUCAGGGGCACCAUGUGUCGGGAUUGCGUGAUUUCGACUUUCUGUUGCGCCUGCAGCUGGUGUCAGAUGUCCAGAGAAAUGAAGAGAAGGAAUGUUUCAGUUGUUAUGGUCGGUGCCAAAAACACAUAACCUCUUCGCUCUUCAUCAUCACCACCUGGGCUGCCGGUUAUUUAAUACACCACCAUCUGCGUGGGGUGUCAGUAACGUUUUGCACCGAUGACUCCUUUGAGGAGGAGGAGUGCUCACGUCACUGACAGAAAUGUGUCUGUAAAUAUGACUUUGUUAAAGGGAGACGGGAUCAUGGCUUGCUGACUAAAACAUUACAGAAAUCUCUUAAUAAAUGUUAAAAAUAUAUAAUGACCUUUGUCUUGUAUUUUAAUCGUAAUUUUUCUUUGUGAGUUUGCUUACAUACACAACACUAAUGGUUGCAUUUAACACGUCACAAUCUACGUUCACAAUAAGCACUGGGAUUCAGUAAAUAAAAAAAUUUGUAUAAAAAACUGAAGAAUGUAUUUUUCUUAUCCUGCUUGCAAUUAAAUAAACAAAUAGCACAGAAAUAAAAAGAGAGCAUGGAGGUUUUA
Messenger RNA from Oreochromis aureus, 994 nucleotides. Its product is annotated as cornifelin-like. The transcript has 4 exons. The coding region runs from base 156 to 542 and encodes 128 amino acids. The record is from RefSeq and is a predicted model, not a curated record. Lineage: Eukaryota; Metazoa; Chordata; Actinopteri; Cichliformes; Cichlidae.